CGAGAAUGUUUACGACGUGAACUAUCUGUGCAUCUCAGGCUUUCUUCUUCCUUUUAUUUGUUGCAUGUCCAAGAUCACGCACAAUUUCAGCAGUCUCCUGGCAUCCUCCCUGUUUAGGGGGUGCAUCGGGGUGUUUGCGGCUAUAAGAGUGUCUUCUAAGCCACCAGUUUGUAAGAAGUGCGAGAGCCUUCGAUUAACCCACAUGAAUGGGAAGGAUGAAGUGACAAGGGGCUUAAACGAAGAGGCGGCAGCAGCGAGGGUAGGGUUUCUUCUGCGAACAGGGAGGCUUCGGCUUCGGUGUGGUCGGAUUGAGCAAUAGAAGACGAAGAGAAGAGGGCGGUCGGCUCUAUAUGAAUCGGGAUUGUGUGGCUUCUGUGUGGGUUUGCGGUAUAAGAGGAACAGCAGAAGGCAGGGAGUGGAAGAAACAGGACAGUGAAUUUGUGGGGUGAUCGCUUCUUGCGAGAUGAUAGCGCUUCAUUCAUUGGGAGCAUAAUGUGGUGCCACAUGUCAAGCAGACCCGUCAUUCUUAACACUGGCAUUGGCCAAUGUAUUGCAGCGAAGCCCGCUUUGCACGUGACGCUCUACCAUUAUACUCCUAACGCACAUGCAAUGUCGACUUAUGGAUAUGAGAUGGUGCAGACACUCAUUGUGGAUAUUUAGCCUGAUGAGCAUGUGAAGAGGGCUAUGAAUGAGAUAAAUGCAGCGGCGAGACUGAGGCUGACGGCUAACGAGAAGGCGGAAGGCAAGGCUGAAUCGAAAUACCUGGCCGGGCUCGGCAUAGCUCGCCAGCGUCAGGCCAUCGUCGACGGACUCAGAGACAACGUUCUCGCAUUCUCUGCUAAUGUGACCGGAACUUCGGCCAAGGAUGUCAUGUACAUGGUGUUGAUCACUCAGUACUUCGACGCCAUGAAGGAGAUCGGUGCCGCCUCCAAGUCUUCCGCCGUCUUCAUCCCCCACGGCCCGGGAGCUGUGAGGGAUGUCGCCGCCCAGGUCAAGGAUGGUCUUCUUCAGGGUGGUGCUUUUCAUUGAGUCAGAGUUGGUUUAUUUUCAGCAGUUGGUGUGUUUGAUUUCUUAUGUUUAUAAAGGUUUGGUAGGAAUUGUAUAGUGCUUUUGAUUUUGUUUUUGUGUGGAUUUGUAAUGUAUUUUGAUGGUGAACUUUUAAUGGAAGUUUAUUUGUGCUUUAAAUGUCAA
Molecule: messenger RNA, 1191 nt
Organism: Phalaenopsis equestris
Lineage: Eukaryota; Viridiplantae; Streptophyta; Magnoliopsida; Asparagales; Orchidaceae
Product: hypersensitive-induced response protein 1-like
Exons: 5
Coding region: 685-1029 (114 amino acids)
Source: RefSeq, a predicted model, not a curated record